Rosa chinensis is the source of this 623-nucleotide messenger RNA. RefSeq names its product ATPase family AAA domain-containing protein At1g05910-like. Bases 1 to 570 code for a protein of 189 amino acids. The record is from RefSeq and is a predicted model, not a curated record. The transcript is spliced from 4 exons. NCBI's taxonomy places the organism in Eukaryota, Viridiplantae, Streptophyta, Magnoliopsida, Rosales, Rosaceae.
AUGGUUGCUUAUAAUGGAGAUGAUUACAAUGGUGCUAGGAUUGUUAGUAGAGGUUAUGAGCUUCGGGAUGCCGUAGAUGGAAUGCUGUCACAGAUGGACCCUGCACUGAUUGCAUAUUGUGACAAGAUCGCUGCUGAUGGUGGUCCAGAACAUAUACCCGAGGCCCUAGGGGUAACUACUUUCCCAUCAAUACAUGUUGUACAGCUGGGAACUGUCACUAGGGCGAGUGCUCGACUUCGCAAUGUGCAGCCGGAGGUAAAUCUGGAUCAUAGCUAUGAGGCACACAAACGGCCGAAGAAGAAUAUUGAUGCCGCACCUGCAGCUUCAGCAGCAGAAGACAAGUCACAGCAUCAAGGUUCUGUACCUUCCACGUCAUCUCAGGAACCCGAGACGAAUAACACAGAUCUUGAAGUGCCAGAAACCUCUCCUGUUGUUCUCAAUCAGCUUGAAACUUUUGAAGUAGUAGAAGUUUCUGGCCAUGCUGAUGCGAGUGGGUCUGAAGACAUCAAGAUGUUAGAUGGUGAGAUUACAAACCAAAUGGAGUCUGUCAAGCGGCUUUUUGUGGAGUGAACCAAAACUUAUGACAUUCCACAGCUUGAGAGGCUUUAUGCAAGAAUUAUGAA